AUGGCACGACGACCAGCAAGAUGUUACCGGUACUGCAAAAACAAGCCGUAUCCCAAGUCUAGGUACAACCGCGGAAUUUUCGAUCUUGGUCGAAAGCGCGCCACCGUUGACGAGUUCCCACUUUGCAUCCAUUUGGUUUCCAACGAAUAUGAACAGUUGAGCUCUGAGGCUUUGGAGGCCGCGCGAAUUUGCGCCAACAAGUACUUGGUCAAGAUUGCCGGAAAGGAAAGUUUCCAUCUCCGUGUCCGCGCCCACCCAUUCCACGUUGUCCGUAUCAACAAGAUGUUGUCAUGUGCCGGUGCCGAUAGACUUCAGACCGGAAUGCGUGGUGCCUGGGGCAAGCCCAACGGAAUCGUUGCCCGUGUCAACAUUGGCCAGAUUCUCUUGAGCGUCCGCACUCGUGAUGUCCACAGAGCUACCGCUCUCGAGGCUCUCCGACGAUCACAAUACAAGUUCCCUGGCCGCCAAAAGAUCAUCGUUUCCAAGAACUGGGGCUUCACUCCUCUCCGCCGCGAAGAAUACCUGGAGAAGAAGGCUGAAGGAAAGGUCAUGGUUGACGGUGCAUAUGUUCAGUUCUUGAGCAACAAGGGCAAGCUGGCCGACAACGUCCGUCGUUUCCCCGCCGCUUUCCAGGAGGCAUAA
This is a messenger RNA of Venustampulla echinocandica, 642 nucleotides long. RefSeq names its product 60S ribosomal L10 protein. Bases 1 to 642 code for a protein of 213 amino acids. Gene Ontology annotation, cellular component: ribosome; cytosolic large ribosomal subunit. The transcript has 3 exons. The record is from RefSeq and is a predicted model, not a curated record. NCBI's taxonomy places the organism in Eukaryota, Fungi, Ascomycota, Leotiomycetes, Helotiales, Pleuroascaceae. Gene Ontology annotation, biological process: ribosomal large subunit assembly; translation. Gene Ontology annotation, molecular function: structural constituent of ribosome.